This is a messenger RNA of Mesorhabditis belari, 660 nucleotides long. Lineage: Eukaryota; Metazoa; Nematoda; Chromadorea; Rhabditida; Rhabditidae. The record is from the annotation of a GenBank genome assembly.
AUGGAUCGUCAGGCUCUCCGAGCUCUCCUGAUCCCUAUUCAAGAGAUGUGCAACAAAUUCGCUCAACAACGUAUCACUCGGUCGACGAUCUUCUCUUACAAACGCGAGAUCGAGGAGUUGGUCAACCAAGUCAACUACAAGAAUCUGCGGAUGAACAGGCCCAGCAGCUUAGAAUGGCAGGACACUGGUGCUCCGACACAUUUUGCAGAGAUCCACUUCUCGGAAAAUCUACAAAUCGGUGCAUUUGGUCUUACCAAUAUUGGUUGCAAAGUGCCACUGCAUGAUCAUCCGCUCAUUCACGGUUUCAUCAAAGUCAUCUACGGAAAGAUUGAGAUCCACUCAUUUUCAACGAAAACUCACCUUGCGCCCGAGGACGAUGGAACAAUAGAGGCUCUUUAUGAAGGCUCCAGAAUUUUGACUCCAGAAGACAAUGCGAUUUAUCUGUCGCCAGGCAACGGAAACCUUCAUGAAAUCGUUUGUAUGGAUCCAGCCUCUGUGUUCUUCGAUGUUCUCAUCCCUGGAUAUCAAGACUGCCAAUGUUCUUAUUACGAAAUGCCCAGGCCUCUGCCACCCCCACAAACAGUCGCCGUUGUCAAGCGUCGCCCCAGAGGAGGUGACUACUGGACUGCCGCCUUCGACUACCCUCGUCUCUUCGACCUC